Molecule: messenger RNA, 195 nt
Organism: Gamsiella multidivaricata
Lineage: Eukaryota; Fungi; Mortierellomycota; Mortierellomycetes; Mortierellales; Mortierellaceae
Exons: 1
Source: RefSeq, a predicted model, not a curated record
AUGGAGGCAUUCAGGCAAGGCAGCAUUCUCUUGUUGCUAUCUACAGAAGCUGCUGGAAUGGGAUGUGAUAUCAACAACGUCGACCGUAUCGUUCAGGUCAAGUGUCCCACUAGUAUUUCAUCCUUUGUGCAGCGUCUUGACCGUGUAGCUCGUGAUCCGAAACGUCAGGGACUCGGCAUUUUAUUGACACUACCG